This is a messenger RNA of Diabrotica virgifera virgifera (western corn rootworm), 16698 nucleotides long. RefSeq names its product autophagy-related protein 101 (gene Atg101). Gene Ontology annotation, biological process: autophagy; autophagosome assembly. The transcript has a single exon. Gene Ontology annotation, cellular component: phagophore assembly site. NCBI's taxonomy places the organism in Eukaryota, Metazoa, Arthropoda, Insecta, Coleoptera, Chrysomelidae. The record is from RefSeq and is a predicted model, not a curated record. The coding region runs from base 217 to 876 and encodes 219 amino acids.
CAUGGGUAUGAAUUAAACCAAUCACCCAGAAACCCAGAAGCUCUUAGUGCUCUUUUAAACGAACUGUUAAAUAAUUAGUGAUACAUUUUUCACCAAAAACAAUAGCACCUUUACAUUUAACGUAUUCUUUCUCUCAGGCAACGAUCUGUGAUCUCUAUUGUGAUAAGUCACAACUUUUCCUGAGCUUUAAGUUUGUAUUUUUGUAAAUUUAGCAAUAUGAACGCGAGAUCUCAAAUGUUCGAAUUGACCGUGGAAGGCAGACAAGCCGACGAAGCCGUGGCCAGCAUCUUUCAUACUGUGCUCUUCCACCGAUCUCUGGGUAAGUUCACGUACUCAGACGAAGGUAGCUACUCAGUCGGUACUGUCGGCUACACGGACGUAGAUUGUGACUUUAUCGACUUAACUUAUGUAUGUUGUUCGUCGUCGACUCUAGAACAAGCCAUCCGUAAAGAAAUAACAUGUUUCUCGGAACAACUUAGGGGUAACGAAGGCUCAGGCAUGGGCCAGAUCAGUUUAGAGUUCUUUCAAAAGAAGCCCAACAGGUGGCGCUUCCAGCCCGAAUGUAUACCCUGGGAAGUGUGGACUGUUCGAUUAGAAUUAAUUAGCUUAAACAACGAAGGGGAGAGACAGGUUUGUAGGGAAAAGGUCGGCGAAUUGCUCACCGAUAAAAUCAUCUACAUCACCGAGGUAAUGAAUAGGCACGACUACUUGCCUAAGAUGCCUAGCCAGAGCGAGCUCAACUUGAUCUUCGACACUAGUUUUCCGGACGUUCAACCGUAUUUAUUUAAAUUGAAUUACUCGAUUUCGGGGCCAAGUGGUAACGCUUCGGUGGGUAGUACUGUGAAGAAGCUGAUCAAGGGGACUCUGACAUUUUAAGGCAGAGCUAGGGCAGCAAUUAGGAGAGUGCGUGUUCUAAGGGAACGAGUCAGUGAAGGUAAAGAAUUUUUGGUUGAUGCUUAUAAGCCAACACUGGGCGGUAAAGGGUAUAGAUAUCUUGUUAACAAGACGUUUUUCAUUUCUCCUAUAUAUUUCAUGUCCUAAACAUAAGUUUAUUCAUUUAUUUAACAAGAUAUCUUCUAAAACAUGUUUUUCUUUAUUGUAAAGUAUAUUAUACCACAUCACUUUACCGUACCAAAUAUCUACCCAUAAACAAACUAAUAAUAUCACUAUUUUAGUAGUUCUCAGCAUCCUUUUACAAUUUUUAUUCAUCAUAUACUCUUCACAUACUAUUGCACAAGAAAGCUUUUAAAAAAAUAAAGAAAAACCAUGAUUAUUACCCGAAUAUUUCAUUUUGUAACAAAAACGUCCAAUGUUUGGUUAUGAGAAAUGUAAUCGAUUAUCAGAUGGGUUAGAUCUAUUCCCAAAAACUUCUUUUAUUGAAACACGUAGUUAUUACUCGAGCAGUAAACGAAUCAAACGUCAAGAAGUCACAGCCAAUGGCUUUGAUGAAAUGUCACCCGCCAGACGUCAACUGUCAUCUGUCAAACGUGGCUUGCCAUGUUAAACGUUAAUGGACAGCCUAAGUCUGACGUCACAAAUGUCACAAAAUUGGGAGGAGCUUAUAUUGACUCAAAACAAUUUUGUUUGUAACGUUAAAUUGUCAUAAGGAAUUUUUCAGUUAUGUGUGCUUUGUGUGGCAAAAUAAGACUUCAUUUAGGUAUUUCGUUAAAGAAACGUGUUAAUUAAGAGAUUUUUAUUCGUUUUUGCUCAGGUGGUUUUUAUUCCUUAGUGGUUGAAAAUAAACAUAACCUCAAAACUGUUUACGUUCUUAUCAUUGCAUUAAAUUAACUCACCUGGGCAAAAACGAAUAAAAAUCUCUUAAUUGACACGUUUCUUUAACUAAAUACAUAAAUGAGUAGUCUUAUUUUGUCACACAAACAUGUUUAUAAACAAAAUUGUUUGGAGUCAAAUAUAAGCUCCUCCCAAUUUUGUGAUGUCAAGACUUAGGAUGUCCAUUACCUCUUCCGUCUUUCAAACAUAGACAUAAUAAAGGGUAGACCAGGCAGGGUAUGGGCCGCUCGGUGCAUUGAGGUGUAACGCCAAUAUCAAUGGACAAUAUUAUCUUUGAGUGGUCUAGCCAUCUUUGUCACAUGCGCGGGAUUGUGCUGUAAAAAGAGAUAGACAGACCACCGAUCGACUGCCCGCGCGUUACGCUUUUUUGCUCAGUAUACCUUGUCUAUCCUUAAAAUGUCUAUGCUUUCAAAUCAUCUUCUGAAAGUUUAUUUAUCAAGCGUAAGUUUUUGGUUGUUGCUGUUAAAUACUUUUCUGUGGACACAACUUUUGUUUUUGACAUAUCUUUGGAGAAAAAAGUCAUUCGAGGCUAAGUCGUAAUGUUUACCAUUUCUGAUUGUGAAUUUCUGUAUACGGUGAAAUUCUGUAUACAACGGUGUAUACGUUAAUUGAUUCAUACUAUUCACCAAGAUUUUACUGUUAUCUUAUUAAUUGAAAUGUGGUUUUCAGUCUCCUAAUAAAGGUUUGUUCCAACCCGUCACAUUACCAUUCUUGAAUGGUUACGAGUAUGCGCAGUAACGAAAAAUGUGUUACUGCGCAUAAAUAUUUGUUAUUGCGCAUGCGCGUAACCAUUUCAGAACGGUAAUGUGACGGGUUGGAACAAACUCUAGUAAUUGAGUAUUCUUUGGUUUGUCCAUGGAAAUAUAGUAAAGUGAGACUUUUCUGCCUUACUUUGUAAGACAAUAUACUGCGUAUUUUCAAUAAAAAAAGAUUUUUUGUUGGGUUUAACUAUCGUAUACCCAUUUGAUUUUUUAAUCGAGCACCUGAUUGGGUACAAGAGAUUUCAAAUUACAAAAACCUCUACUCAAAAACACUUAUCUGUAAGUUGCAACUAACUAUACAAAUAUGUCUUACUUAUGUAUGAUAUACUUACUUAGUGUGUAUUUAAACACCGAAAAUACUUAAAAUAUCGUAAAGUCUGACAUUAAGUUCCAUUAUUUAAAAGUUGACACCUAGUUUGGUAGACAACUUCAUAAAUCUUUGUAAGCUUGCACUUUACUUUCUAAAACGAUCAAAAUGGUAUUCAAAGUUAGUAAAACAUUUACGAAAAACAGAAGAUAACAAAAAAAUACAUACUCGAUGGCUUAGUGUGAAAACCUCGUAUCUCAUUUUACAAAAAAUUUUACAUGAGUGACUUUAAACUGAAUUUCUGCAUACUCUAACCCAAAAUAUAUAUGAAAAAUGUAUGUGUAAUGAUCUAAAUGUACUCAGAAUCAAUGAUAUAUAAAGAUUUUUUUUUAUUUUAAGUUAGAGUAUGCAGAAAUUCAGUUUAAAGUCUCUCCUGUAAAAUUUUCUGUGAAAUGAGAUACGAGGUUUUCACACUAAGCUAUCGUAAUAUGAAAUACCAUAACAGUAUACAGUGUGACCGAUUUAGAUUGAGGGUUUUCAAUCUAAAUGACACACACUGUACAAGGAAGCAAAAAUUCAACACUCAGUACUAGGCGUAGGAGCCAGGGGGGUUGAGUGUGCACUGUUAUGUCCUCUCGGUACCUUGUCGUUUUUUUAAUAAUUUUUGGUGCUUAGAUUCAAUUUUUCUAGGAUACCAGAUUGAAAGUACGUCAGAUAAUUUGUCAUUAACUUUGUUUAAAUAAUUGUAUCCUUUAAACUAUAACAGAUAUUUAAUUUUGCCAAAAUGAAAAUUGUUCCUUUUGAAAUUAUGUACAAAAUGGCGUUUGGUAAACUUUGAUCCGAUUGUUAGAACCGGAGUUAUAACAAAUUUCGUGAAAAACAAUUGCAACAUAUUUAUUCAGGUGGAGCUUUUCCAAGUAUAACUCGGCUUUCAUACAUGUAUCUUGAUCCUGGGGGUUGUUACCCCCAAUGAUGGGGUUGAUUUGUUAAAACACCAUUUACCAGAAUAUAUUUAUUUAGAACACUAAAUACGACAGUAACUAGUUGGUGGACAAAGUUUUUGAUCUAACCACGUCGAUGUCUGAAUAAUGAAUAAUCUCUUCUUUACUUUCUCCGUAUCUAUAAAUAAAUCGUAAUUGUUUUGUUAUGAUUGACUACACCCGAAUGUGACCAUGAAUUCCUAAUAGUAAUUUCCUUCGUUGUUUUCAAAACGAGUGGCCUACAUUGCAAAACCAAUGUCACCCAUUUACGUAAUGUAAACAAUACAUGUAAAUAAUAUUUGUUUGAGACUUUAAAAAUUAAAUCGAUAUGGAUUACUCUUAUUUUUUGAAUGCUAAUGUAAAUCCUGUACACAUGCGAUUAACUUUCAAAAACCCCUCAUCUUGUACUUUUAUAUUACAAAUGAGGUAUUCUAUUUGGUCUUGAUCAAUAUCAUUCCAAAUCUCGAGAGCUACUGCUUCUACCUCUUGUAAGGUUCUAGGUGGUGGCAAACGCUGCCGUAGUCUUCUGCCAAUUAUGUCACACAAAUGUUCGAUCGGGUUAAGAUCUGGACUAUGCAAUGGCCAAUUCAAAGUCCGAAGAUUUACCUGUUGUAAAUAUGUAUUCGAUUCCUUCGCUAUACCGGGUGGUGAAUUGGAAAACGGGACAUAGGAAACUCAAUGUAAAAUUCUAAACUGUUGAAUUCCUGCUUCCCUAAAUAUUUUACAUCAAAAGACAUUAGAAACUAUUUUUAGAGGAUUGAAAUCUGCAUUGAAAGCAACUGUUAAAAUUGUUCUACGAAUUAAACAUAUUCCGAAAUUUUGUAAAAAUGUAAUACAUUUUUCAGUUUUUCAGCCCAAAAUUAGGCCACACACAGUGCAAUGAUGUGUCACAAUGAAGUUAUUAUUUUCACAUUUUUGAACUCUCAAUAUUUUUAUUUUAUCAUUUAUUGUUUAAAAACAAUACAGUUGAUAAGAUACCCUCAGUUGCGGAAAAAGUAUUAAUAAUAAAUAUUUUCUAAUCAGUCAAUGGUGUGAGCACUGUCAGUUAAAUAGUAACGUGUGACCUAACUUUUACACAUAUACCUACCUACUGUGGCAAAUGUAUUAUAUUUUUCAAAAUUUUGGAAUGCGUUUAAAUCGUAGAAAAAUUUUAACUUUUGAUUUUAAUACAGAUUCAAUCCUCUACCUACAAAUAUUCUCUCAUGACUUUUGAUGUAAAAUAAUUAGGGAAGCACGAAUUCAAAAGUUUAGAAUUUUACAUUGAGUUCCCUAUGGCCCGUUUUACGAUUCACCACCCGGUAUAAGAUCACUACUUGAACACCAACUCAACGCGGGUCAAAUUCCUUGUAACGAGGUCCAUUUUCACCAAACAACAAAAAAAUACGGACCUAAUUGAAACUUUAAAUAAUAAAUCUAAUUUUCACAACAAACCAGACACUUGUUGACUGUUAACAAUUUGACAUCUAUUAAAUUGGUAAUUUCUCAUAGCCUCCUUUAGGCUUGUCUAUUAAACUAAGCAGAAAAUGAGGAUUUAUUGAUGAAAAACAUGACUAGUUGUUAACGUACCUAACUUUUUUAUUAUCCAACAUAAGCAAAUGAACCAAAAAAGAAAAUAUUAAUAAAGCCUAGGGCUACAAUUGAGUUUUAAUUUCAAUAUUCUACAGGGUGUUUGGUAAAGAAUGGGCCAUAGCUUAACCUUAGAUUCCUGAGGUUAAAAUAGGUCGAUUUAAGCUAACUUAAAGUACAAAAGUUGAUAAUAACCGAAAUACAGGGUGUCAAAAACUUUUAUUUUAUUUAUUUUUAAAUAUUUCCUGACAGGCAUGGGACAACAACACGGAAUUUGGUAAGUGGUGCUGGUAUUGUACAGUCUACUAAAUUAUAUUAAACAAAUGAUUCUGGCUACUACCAGAGGCGUACGACGGGGGAACGUGAAUGGUUGACCGUUCCCAAAUUCUACGCCACUGCAGGAAUUGCUAUUUUAGAGCAAUUUUUUUGAUUCUCCAAUACUUUUUAUGUAAAUAACAUACUCUUCAUUCGUAACGAUAAAGCCAUUAGUUUUCGAGAUAUUUGAAGCUAAAAACGAAGGAGCAUAAUACAUUAAUCAAAAGAGUGUGCCUUUUCAUUUUUAACUUCAAAUAUCUCGGAAAAUUAAUGACUUUAUCGUUACGAAUUAAGAGUUAAUUAUGUACAUAGAAAGUAUUGGAGAAUCCAAAAAUUAUGCUAAAAUAGCAGUUUCUUCAGUGGCGUAAAUUUGGAAAGGGUCAACCAUUCACUUUCCCCUGUCGUACGCCUCUGGUAUUGACCAGAAACGUUUAUUUAACAUAAUUUAGUAGGGUGUACAGUACCUACACUUUCUGUCAAGUAUCAUAAGGAUAUAAUAGUUUUAUAGUACCGGACACACAUUUUGACAUAUCCGUGUCAUACUUGUUAAAAGGUGUAGGCACUGUACACCCUACUAAAUUAUGUUAAAUAAUCGUUUCUGGCUACUACCAGAGGCGUACGACAGGGGAAAGUGAAUGGUUGACCCUUCCCAAAUUCUACGCCACUGAUGAAACUGCUAUUUUAGCAUAAUGUUUAGAUUUUCCAAUACUUUCUAUGCAAAUAAUAUACUCUUCAUUCGUAACGAUAAAGUCAUUAGUUUUCGAGAUAUUUGAAGUUAAAAAUGAAAAAGCACACUUAUUUUGAUUAAUCUGUUUUAUUAUCCUUCGUUUUUAGCUUCAAAUAUCUCGAAAACUAAUGGCUUUAUCGUUACGAAUGAAGAGUAUGAUAUUUGCAUAGAAAGUAUUGGAGAAUCAAAAAAUUGCACUAAAAUAGCAAUUCCUCCAGAGGCGUAGAAUUUGGGAAGGGUCAACCAUUCACGUUCCCCCGUCGUACGCCUCUGGUAGUAGCCAGAAACGUUUGUUUAACAUAAUUUAGUAGAUUGUACAAUACCAGCACCACUUACCAAAUUUCGUGUUGUUGUCCCAUGUCUGUCAGGAAAUAUUCAAAAAUAAAUAAAAUAAAAGUUUAACUUUGACACACUGUAUUUCGGUUAUUAUCAACUUUUGUACUAAGGUAAGUUAGCUUAAAUCGACCUAUUUUAACCUCAGGAAUGUGAGGUUAAGCUAUGGCCCAUUCUUUACCAAACACCCUGUAUAUUUGCUAGAAUAUUCCACAGGGUGUUCCGAACUUUAAGGAAAAAACACAGUAUGAUUGUUACACCUGGUAUAAAAUGACAUUUAACUGUCUAUUGAGAAAUUCACACCGAGAAUGCAGUACGGCUAAGAUAGGGCAAUCAUUUCUAAUGGGGAAUAAACGCACAGGGUUGUCGGUCUUCACCAGUUGUUGAUUACUCUCUCAAGAGCGUCUCACAGGAACUGUGGCAACACUGAAUGCGCAUUCCUAUCUUAACCGUACUGCAAUCCCAGCGUGAAUUUCACGUUAGCAACAAUAUUUUAACAUCGAUUUUCUUAAAUAAUAACGCUAUAAAAUACUAAAAAAAUUACUUUAAUCGGACAACAGGUUUAAUAAAUUCGAGACAUGUAACAUGACCCAUUUUUAAAGUGUUUCGUUAAUUUUGCCGCUAUGUGUAUCUAAUAAGUUUAAUUAAAAAAUUUUUUUUAAAUUGAAAAAUUUUACACGCGUCAACUCGUAACUUUUAAUGACAAACAUUUUCAAAUUAAAAUGUACACCGGCCAAUUCGUGACUUUUCUACUACCUGACCCUGCCAACUCGAAACUGUCUACAGGUGAAUUCGAAACCAUUGAUUAAAUCAUUUGAAAUUUUUGUAGGAUAUUGUUCAUUACAAAAUACCUCUUUUGGCUCAGAAUUGAAAGUUGUACAAUCAUUUUUGCAAAAGUUAUUAAUAAUUUAUUAAAUGUUUACCUUUCAUUAAUGUCGAUUGAUAAACAAAGCUCCAAUUAUUUUUUACUUCAACUCAUUUUAAAGAUAUUUCAAUAAACCAAUCGGUUCUUUUUUCAGUUUUUUUGGUAAAAUGUUUUAACUUAUAGACGAAAAUUCUUAAAAUCGGCUAUUUUUCAUUUAAAUUGUCAAUAAAUAAGUAAAUGAUGAAUACCUUUUAUACCACCUUCAAAGAGGGUAGGUAAUUGUUACGCGUACAUACCUGGAAUACCGGUAUUAGAACUUAUACAUACUUAUACUACUUAGAAAAUGAAAGUUAUAAAUUCACCGGUAGUUGAUGGGUUAUCGAAAAAUUAGCUGAGGGCCAGAGUUGCCAGUUGGCUUGUAAUUAGGAUGUGGGAUUAAAAUAGUUACGAAUUCACCGCGACCCGAAGAAUUACCUUUCAAAUGAGGGGGUUUUGAAAGUUAAUCGCAUGUAUGAAAACUGAGUUACACUUGGAAAAGCCCAUCGAGUUAUCGAGAAUGUAUGUAAGUUAAUCGCAUGUAUGAAAACUGAGUUAUACUUGGAAAAGCCCAUCGAGUUAUCGAUGAUCGAGUUAUCGAGAGUUAUCGAGUUAGAAUGGGAUUCUAACUCGAUGGAAAAGCCCCAUCGAAUGCAUAUUUUGCAAUUGUUUUUCAUGAAAUUUGUUAUAACUCCGCUUCUAAAAAUCGGAUCAUAUUGUACCAAACGCAGUUUUGGUUGGAGGGGAGGUUUUAGUAAAUUUGAAACGGGUCUCGCUUCCUUCGGACAGCGCACACAAGAACCAAUUUAAAUGUUUUUCCUUAGGAGUCAAUUCAGUCAUACCGCUUUUGUAAUGUAUGCUUGAGUAUUUAUUAUGCGACGUUUACUUAUUUUCUCAGGUAGAAGUUGUUUUUUUUUUGAGGUGACGAAGUGUGACGUUUAGAAAAUUAAGCGACGCGUAUGUAUGAGUUCAUUUUUUAGAUUUUAGGGGUUACAGAGUUUAGGAAUCGAUCUUUAUACAGGCCGUUUCUCAUGAUCGUUCGUUUUUUUUUUGUAAGGUUUGUAGUUAACACGUUCAGUGCUGAUGACGCACCGGUGCGUCAAGCUGUUCUUGCAGAGGUGCGCAUGACGCGCCGGUGCGUCAUAGGCCCUAUCGAAUAUAAGGUUUAGUAUGCUAGAACUUGUAGUGUGAGUAUCGUAAGAGUGAUAGCACUGAACGUGUUAAGGUGGUCUAAGUUAAAGUACCAACGCCAAAAACAUUUUUUACUUUAGAUAGUUCUAUUGAUCAAGAAAGAUAUGAAUAUGAUGCACGUCCUAAGAAACGUUCUACUGUAUACUUCAAGCUUAGCAUAUAGUAAGACAGUUUGCUUUCAAAUUAUAUAUAAUUUUUUAUCUUGUCACAUGUCUUAAACGACACACUAAUCUGACCACAAGACAUGCGCAGUGUAUAUGUUACAGUUAAGUUGAUUCUCCAGUUGAGUUGAAUUUUCCUAGUUCGAGUCAACUCAAAACGGCUGAUUUUAGUAAAAAUUGAUUUUAAAUAUAAAAUAAAGAUAUUUAUUCAACAUUUCCUAGUAAAAGUAGACUCCAACUAGAAAAAGUAUACUCUUCCCAAUGACAUUUAGUAAGAAUUAACUAAUUCUUUCACAACAUAAACACAAACAACCGAUUCUAAAAAUAAAAUGUUACUGGGUAUGUUUUAAUCGUGAUAAGUAGUUGAAACAGUCAAAACAAAGAGAUGCGCACCAAUCAAAAAAGCAUGUGAGAUUUUACAUUUACUGAAUCGAUCGAGGAAUAGUCAACUCAAAGAGUUAGGGAGAGUCUACUUCAACUAAUAAAAGUUGAAUGUAAUUUUUCAAAUCAACUCUAACUGAGAAUCAACUUGAACUGUAACAUAUACAUUUAAAUUCUACAUUUAAAUACAUAUUCUGCUUAAUAAUAAUUGUGGAUCAGACAUUAAUAUAUACUAUGAUGAUACUUUACUGAGAGAAUUCUGUUAUGUUGUAUUUUUCUUAUUUUUCACACAUAAACAUACUUAUAAAAAAAAUGUUUCACAUGAUUGCCGUCUACUUUAAUGCAUCGACUCAGUGAUCUGAACACUAAUUUUCUUACAGGUGGUAAUUUUUAGAUUGGUAGAAUAAGUACUAUCAAUUUUAUUGAUCAGGAGAUUCUUUUCUAUAUGAACAUCAUUUCUCAAAUAACAGAUGCGUUUUUUGAGUCUUCUCACCUUCUUUCGAAGGCUGGCGGUCCAAAUAACCAAUGGUAGGUUUGGAAACUGCUUCACAAAAGAUCUCUGCGAAUGAGCGGCCAAACCAUCUUGUCAGGACUAAAGUUUUUGUCUCAGUACUUUUUGUAUAUUUCUAUGUAUAAUCUUGAUUUUCUUUGUUUAAAUAACAUUUUUACAAUACACUCUUUAUAUCACAAAUUUUUGUCGUAUCUCGGCGACAUUGUAAAUUCUUACGACGUGCAUCAACUUAUAACUCAUGCGAACUGUGCACGGUUUUUAAAAUUUUACGAUUUUUAGUGUAUAUUUUCGACAAUAAAAUUAUUGAUAAUGGUAUUUUGGUUAUUUAGAGGACGUCCUGUAUAAUAUACGUAAUAUUGUCUGCUUGCUGCCAUCUAUGAUGGCGCUGUCGUAUUAUAAUGAAUGUGUUCAUGUGACAAAAAUGAUUAUUAUGUUUAUGAGAUUUAAACGAAUCCAAACUACACGGGUAUGCGACAUAUAUGUUGUGUCUUUGCGACAAAAAUAUCACUACAGACAGUACACAUUUAUGGCAUCUUAACCUCACUUUCGGAAUUUUGAGAAAUAACACUUAUAUACUGUUGCAAUUCGAGGUACUGUACUUGCUGGUAUCAGUUAAAAGCAAAACGAUCUGAAGAAAAAUAAAUGGACUGUAUAACAUUAGGUUUGUUCGUAGUACGAUCAGCAACCGCUGCCAACUAUCAGACGCAUGCGCAGUUAACAGUUAGCGUUCGUAGACUGUUUCUGAAAUAUGGUGGAGACGCACUACAUCCACCAGUUAAUAACAUAAAUAUGGUUAGAAGAAAGGAUACCAGCAAUAUGGAAGAAAAACAUCAUAGUGCCCAUCCACAAAAAGGGGACAAAACAAAAUGCUCGAAUAUAGAGGAAUUUCACUCCUAAAAACGGGAUAUAAAAUCCUCUCAAAUAUCAUUCUUAGUAGACUAACCCCUUAUGCUGAGAAGCCGGUUUUAGGGCAAAUAGAUCCACAAUAGAUCAACUGUUUACGCUGAGACAGCUUCUAGAAGAGGGAUGGGAUCUAUAACAGACCUAUCGACAAUCUCUUCAAGGGCUUUCGACAGGCAUAUGAUAGCGUAGAAAGAAGCCAAGUAUGGAAUGCCAUGGCGGAGUUUCAGUACCAAAGAAACUCAUUCGGAUGACCAAAGUCUGUAUGGAGGGUGGAAUAUCAAAGUACGUAUAAAUAAUAAACUGUCUAACAGCUUUGAAAUCAACAGUGGACUCAAACAGGGUGAUGCGUUAUGUCCACUACUUUUUAACUGUGUAUUAGAGAAAGCCGAAAUAAAAACAGAAUUGCUAUCGGUUCAAGGUCCCAAGUUAUUACUAGCGUACGCAGAUGACAUUGAUCUCGUUGGAGACUCCAUCCUAUCCACAAAAGCCAUUUUCAACAAGGUGGAAGGAGCAACAAGCAAAGUAGGGCUGAGGAUUAAUGAAGAGAAGACGAAAUAUAUGUGUAUAAAUAGAACGACACGAAGAGACAGGAUAGGACAAAAUGUGACGAUCAACACCUUCAAUUUUGAAAGAGUACAACGUUUUUAGUAUCUGGGGCCGUAAUCACAGAUGACAACGAUGUUACUGAAGAAAUUAAAGACAGAAUCCAAUCAGAAAAUCGCUGUCUAUUCGCACUGGAUAAGCUUAUAAAAUCAAAAAAUCUUGCAAGAAGUUCCAAGAUCAAAAUCUAUAAAUCCAUCGUCAGACCUGUACUAACAUAUGGUUGCGAAGCGUGGACCUUGACCAAAUCAAACGAAGAAAAACUCAGACGUUUUGAACGAAACAUACUUAGAAAAAUUUUCAGAUCCCGUUACGACAUUAACAGAAACCAGUAUAGGAUCAGAACCAACAUCGAAUUAAAAGCACUCUACAAUGACACCGAUAUUGUCCAAUAAAUUAAAUCACAGCGACUUUGAUGGGCAGGCCACGUGCACAGACUUCAUAACGAGAGACUUGUAAAACUGGUAUGGGAGGAGAUUCCUACAGGCAAAAGACCACUCUGACGUUCCAGAAUGCGAUGGAGAGAUAACAUCCAAGCAGAUCCCCGAAAAAUGAACAUUCCAUUUGACCCUAGGUUGGUGGAAGACCGAACAAAUUGGAAGAAAGUUGUAGUCAGCCAGGUCCCAUCCAGGGUUGUAGCGCUACGUGAUGAUGAUGAUGUUCGUAGACUACGAACGCGCAUGCGUCUGAUCGUAGUACGAACAAACCUAUAAUACAUCAGAGCACAAACAAAUAUGUGUUCACUAUUAGUUAGGUUAUACAAAAUUGUCAUAUCAGAACAACUUAAUGUCGCAAAAUGAUGUAAAUAUAUAGUAAUACCCGUGUAGCGGAUUUUCAACAACAGGAUUGUUAAAAGGAUAUAUUUCUGUCUAUAAUAGUACAUUGAAAACUAUGCGUCCAAAUAUUUUUUUCUAUUGUGGAAUGUUCGUGAUUUUAAAUUUGACAAAAAUUGUGCCUUAUAUAUCCUUUUAGGAAAGCUGUUCAAAUAUCUGACCUUUCGCAAGAAUCAUUCACUUCCAAGAUAAUAAAAAUUAGGUCUAAAGAAGCGUAAAGGCUAUAGCGGGAUAAGAUGAUCAAAACUGCCCCGCACCGAUCAGCCCCGCGACUUGAGCUUUCGAUAAAGCAUAUAAAAAUGCCGUCAUACAAAUUUUUAGGCCAUAGAACCUCUAGAGUCGAGAAAAGAUUAUUUUUUCGACUUUGCAGAGGCAGAAUUUUUAAUUUUGAGGGAAAAGGAAGAAAAAAUCGAAAAAACCGUUUUACCCAUUUUUUCCACAUAACCCCAAAACUCGGUGGCUAAUGAAAGUUUUUUAACAUUUUUCCUUUCACAUUAUCAAAUCCUAUUGUAAAAGUCCCCAGUUUUACAAGGAAAAAAAUUGGAAAACUAAGUUUUUCUAUAUUUUUUGCACUUUUUCAUCGUAUCGUACCCCAAAAUCAGGUGGUUAGACGGAUGAUUUUACAUCUAUUCUAUGACAGGCUAUGAAUCUUCAUUGUGAAAAUAAAUUAACUAUUCUUAAUGGGAAAUAAGCCACAAUUUUUUUUAAAAAAUGAUUUUAUUAACGUUUCUACGUCCAAAUCGGCUACCGUUGUCAAAAUACAAAAAAUAUUAAUAAAUUAAACAAACAUGUUGCUUAGUAAAAGUAGUACUGCCUAGUAAAAAAUUCUUCUAAUAAUUUAUUUAAUCUGACUCAUUUAUAUUGGCAAUUCAGACAUAUUAUACAUUUUAAAGUAGAAGACUUUAAAAUGAUACAUAUUGCCAAUAUUUAUGAGUUGCAUUCCUGGGACGACUUUACUGAAAGAUAGUUCAUUCGAUUAUAUGAAAUCAACCCUAACUGAAGCAUAUCCGUCACAAAAAAAUCAUAGCAUGCGAUUUGUCUUUAAAAAGACAACCACAUGCAAUGGUGACAGUAAAAUUCUCGCGUUAGAGGUUCCAUAGUAAAUCACGAGGGAAAACCAGAAAAAAACCUCGUGAUACUAUCCCGACAUCGUAAGUAUUAGGUCUUAGUAUUAGGUUCGUUGCAAUCCGUGACUGCACGCCGGGGUUUGUCCUAGUUGGGUCAGAGAGAGCAGCAUAUGUGCCUCCUGAUGAGAGACUAAUAAGUUUCGAAACCGGUAGAGGUGCUUGCUGCACUCUCUGAUUGAACUGGAAUAAUGAUGCGGCUGUAGUUUCGUGUUGCAACGAAAUUGAAAAUGGUUAUUCAUUUUUGAUUUACAUGUUUACUCUGAUUGGAGUACGACGGGAACCAUUCUCGUUGGAACUUUACCGCGGUGAGCAGAUGGGACGUGAAUUAUAAAUUGUAAAAUUCCCUCAUCUUCCUUAGUCUCAGUAUCCGUUAUGGCUUGCAAAUUGUAGAAGCCUCGGAGGUGUUACCAGAGAAGGUUCCCAUUGUUUUCAGUCUGGUAGAAUGUAGAAUAACAUUUUUGGAUGUUGUUUUAUGUGCUAUUAGAUUGAAAACUUAGUUUUUAUUAGGUCUUACUUUAGUUUACUCUCAAAACUAAUACCAAAUUCUGAUCUUAAUAUGUGCAUUAAAAAUAGUUAAUUACAAAGAUGCCACAAGAAAAUAGCUUCAGAACAACAUUGUGAAAAUAAAUAUUUUCAACCAAAAAAUUCUCAAAUACGAAAACAUCGUGGGGGUGAUCGGAGCGGGGGCAGUUUUGACCAUGUUAUCCUGCUAUAGCCUUUACCACAAAAUUGUGAUCUUAGGGCUUCAUUUUUUACCGAAUGCGGCCGAUGAGGGUUUUACGAGGUCAGGUAUUAUUCCACUAUAAUUGGCUUAGGGGUGAAGAUAUUCAAAAGAUACACAUUUAAUAAACUUAACAAAAUACUAUAAUAUGUACAGUUACUCAUUGAUUACCUUUAUGUGUUGUUUAACAUACUUUGUGAUUAGAGCAAGUGAUUUUGUUUAAUAUCGUAGUUAUUUUACGCAAAUGCUGUAUUUUCUGGAGCAAAAUGAUGUUCAGUGAAUUAAAUAUACAUUUUUUAUAAGAAAUACAUUGAUUUAUGCAAGUGCGUUCCGAAUUCCUCACAAAUAUAGGAGAAAUGAUCGAUAAUGUCCUCUUUAUAAAAACUUAUGUAUACAGGUAGACGGUAUACAUUAGUAUACCGUAGUAUACGGUAUACCUCUUAAUGUAUACAAGUACGGUAGUCACAUUAAAUACUCAAAAGGAGAACUGCACAGUGAUCUUACUAAUUUUACGAGUAAAUGUUACAAUUUUACUUCCAAAUCAAUAGUCCAAGAGGCAGCGCUGAAAAAUUUCUCUGAAUUUACUAAGACUAGUUAUUUCACAGUUGAUUACUGUGAUUCUGUAGAGAAACAUACUGCGGUCGGUCAAGCGAAACGUAGAACAGGGGUUACUGAGAGGGUAUCAAAGUUGCUUUCCUACGAAGGUAAUUAUUUCCAUUUACUAAGGCUGAAAAUCAGUACACACAUUCUAAAUUAAAUAUAAAUAAAAGUUAUUAGUCGGUCAGCUGUAUAACGGGACAGAGCCGGUCGGUCGGCCCCAAUGCAUGUACAGGAUUAUUCACUAUAUUUUGACCCCCUUGUAAACUGCUUUAUUUACAGAAUUAGAAAAAAAUGUAAAAUACAAAACUUAUUCAGUUUUUAAAUUAUGAUUUUUUGACAUAUGUAUAUAUCGUACUAGUGACGUCUACCAUCUGGGCGUGCUGACGUAAUCAACUAGUUUUUUAAAUGAGAAUAGGGGCCGUGUGCUAGCUCAUUUGAAAGGUUAUUCAAUUCCCUAUUCAGUAAUAUAAACAUUAACAUGAUUGUUUAUACAGGGUGUCCAAAAAUGUUUUUUAAAUUAAACUAAUUGUUUAAUUAAUAAUUAAAGAAAAUUUGGACACCCCGUAUAAAUAGUGAUCUUAGUGUCUAUAAUGCUGCAUAGAGAAUUGAAUAACCUUUCAAAUGAGCUAGCACACGACCCCUAUUCUCAUUUAAAAAAAUAAUCGAUUACGGCAUCACGCCCAGAUGGAUGACGUCACUAGUACGAUAUAUAUGUCAAAAAAUCAUAAUUAAAAAAUCUAAUAACUUUGUAUUUUGCAUUUUUUUAUAAUUCUGUAAAUAAAGCAGUUUACAAGGGGGUCAAAAUAUAGUGAAUAACCCUGUACAUUCAUUGGGGCCCACCGACUAUAAUAACUUUUAUUUAUAUUCAAUUUAGAAUGUGUGUACUGAUUUUCAGCCUUAGUAAAUGGAUUUAAUUACCUCCGCAGGUAAGCAACUUUGACAAGCUGUCAGUGCCACCUGUUCUGCGUUUCGCUUUACCGACCGCAGCAUGUUUCUCACUUAGUCUUAGUAAAUUCAGAGAAAUUUUUCAGUGCUGCCUCUCCGUCUACAAGUAUAUUUGAUGUAUUUUGACGUGACUACGUUUUACGUUUGAGCUGAAAAAAAAAGUGAGUAAAAAAGUUAAAAUACUGUUUACAAUGUGUGUUAAGGGAUUAAUAUUGGACGAGGUUAAGGUAAUAAGUAAAUUCAUUAGUGUUUAUUAAGUGAACUUACUUAUAGAUCAGUAAUUCCGUUUCUAUUAUCAUCAUUUUCUCAAAAAUCCCAUUAAUCAUCGGAAUAACGGGGAAAAAUAACUAUUAGUUCUGUAGUCUCGUCGGUGAGGUUAUUCAAGACCCGCAUUUCCUCUUCUUUAUAUUAUUCACAACAUCUUAUUUUUGGGCGGUUAUAAACACAAACCAUAUAUACUCAUAGACGUUUCACGUAAAUUGUCAAGGUCAAGACAGCAAAUUAGUUACCAUUCCAAUCCAGAGAUGUCGCUGUCAGUAAAUUCUCUUGUCAUAUUUAACAACUGACAGUUGACAAUUAAAUUAAUUUGUUAUUUACUUUUUAUUUUACAGUUUGUGGCUUAAUUAUUUUAUUAUAGUGGUGUUACGUUUUUAAUUAGAUUUAAUCACAAUUUUAAUCUAUUAUAUUAACCUCCUCCCCGUUUUUAUGAGUAGAAUUUUUAGUUUACAUUGAUCAUCCCGUGUUGUGUUUCUCCACAUUUAAAAAAACAAUAUAUUAGAUCCUGAAACAGUUUAUUCCAAUAGACAAGUGUGUCAUCAACAUUUCGGGCCUAUAUAUUUUUGGAAGUUUGUAAAAGAUUAUAAGGUAAUAUUUAUCUAAACAAUCAUUCUACAAGAUUCUUUCAAAAAUUUUCAUUCAACUCAAUAUUACACAUCAGUGUCUCAGUGCUUUCAUUUGACACAUGGCAGUAGUGUUUAGCAUUUUGAAAACAAAUUGGAAUAUUUGAAGUUUUCAGUAAAAUAUUGAAUAAAACAUUGAAUUGUC